This is a messenger RNA of Gorilla gorilla gorilla (western lowland gorilla), 5265 nucleotides long. It is a transcript of the gene VANGL1, whose product is annotated as VANGL planar cell polarity protein 1. The transcript has 8 exons. The record is from RefSeq and is a predicted model, not a curated record. Lineage: Eukaryota; Metazoa; Chordata; Mammalia; Primates; Hominidae. Gene Ontology annotation, biological process: multicellular organism development. Gene Ontology annotation, cellular component: membrane. The coding region runs from base 1380 to 2954 and encodes 524 amino acids.
AGCAGCAUUUAGCAAAAAGUAGCUGGAAGUUGGGAUGGAAUGGGGGGAAUCCAGAGUUAUGGGUUGCAAGGCAGAGUGUAGGAGUUGUGAAGGGUUAAUUAUGAAUCUAGAAGAGAGUGGGAAAUCGGUGUUCUGGGCCAGGGAACUGGACAUUUGAAUCUGCAGAUCAGCAGAGGCUGGGUGAGGGGCUUUCAGGGAGGAUCUCAGUUCACUCAGGGCUGGAGAUCUUCGAAGCACAUCCUAAUGUUGACGUCUGCCUGUUAUGAAGCAGGUGAGAAAACAGCAAAGCCCAGGGCAGAAAGGAAGUGAGACUGAGGUGUUGAAAGCUGAUUGAAAUUGCUAGUGAAAAUGGUGGAGACAGUAGGCAGAAAAAAAGAUGACUCAGCCCUUGAAGUCUUCUAGGAAAGUAGGGUAAGUCCAGGAGCAAAACUUAGCAUUUAAAAAAGGCCUGCUGUGUUUUCACAUUUAAUUUUUACAGCUACCUCCCCCGACAAACCCCCACCAUAAGAGGCUGCCUUGCUUCCUUUUUAUGGAUUGGGAAGUCUCUGAGGCUCCAAGGAGAAACUGCUUUGCCCAGGUGUACAGCUAGUUAGUAGGCAGCGGACUGAGAUGUGAGCUCCAUUCUGUCUGACUGCAGGUGAGCCUUGUGGCAGGAAGGCCGGCACAGAGACUCUGUCUGCUCUGCUUCUUUCCAAGCAUUUCUCUCAUUGGAAAGAUAGAGGAACAAGCAUUUUGGAACCCGCAAAGGGAGUGCUGAUAGACAGUGACUUUCGUUUACGUAGCACAUCUGGAGCUCGCGCUGGGUGCCUUCAUAGUUGUUAGCUCAUUUGGUCUUCACGGCAACCCUGAUAUUUGCAUUUUACAGUUACAUGUUCAAAGAGGUUUACUAAUUUUGACUGGGGCCUGAUAGCUAAUAAGUGAGUAAAACCCGAGAUUGGGACCCACCUUUGGAAACUGUAUCUGCUUAUAUUUUCAGAUCUACCUGUGAGGUCGGUGGCUGGUGGGUUUACCCUGUUUAACAGAUGAGGAAACUGAGGCAUAAGAAAGCAAGUGGCUUAUCCCAGGCUGUACUAAACAGUGGCUGGGCUCAGACUAGAACUCAGGUUUCCCCAGGGCUAGCCUUGGGCUCUUGAUGGCAGAGGAGAAGUGAAAUGGUAAGUCAGGGCAUCAGGGACAAAGGAGGCUGGCCCUGGGUGGCAGACCUUGGAAGUGAUCGUACCUGACUCCCAGGAAGAAUGAAUGAAUUUGUUCCUGUUGAAGAGUGGCUCCUCUUCUAAUUUCCAGACUCCUUGAGGUUUUAGGAGUCUGGUAGGCGAAAUUCUCUACCUCUAAGGAGAAACAGUACCUGCUCCUUCCUCAAGCGCAAGCCUUCCAUUGCUAUGGAUACCGAAUCCACUUAUUCUGGAUAUUCUUACUAUUCAAGUCAUUCGAAAAAAUCUCACAGACAAGGGGAGAGAACUAGAGAGAGACACAAGUCACCCCGGAAUAAAGACGGCAGAGGGUCAGAAAAGUCUGUCACCAUUCAACCUCCCACUGGAGAGCCCCUGUUGGGAAAUGAUUCUACUCGGACAGAGGAAGUUCAGGAUGACAACUGGGGAGAGACCACCACGGCCAUCACAGGAACCUCGGAGCACAGCAUAUCCCAAGAGGACAUUGCCAGGAUCAGCAAGGACAUGGAGGACAGUGUGGGGCUGGAUUGCAAACGCUACCUGGGCCUCACCGUCACCUCUUUUCUUGGACUUCUAGUUUUCCUCACCCCUAUUGCCUUCAUCCUUUUACCUCCGAUCCUAUGGAGGGAUGAGCUGGAGCCUUGUGGCACAAUUUGUGAGGGGCUCUUUAUCUCCGUGGCAUUCAAACUCCUCAUUCUGCUCAUAGGGACCUGGGCACUUUUUUUCCGCAAGCGGAGAGCUGACAUGCCACGGGUGUUUGUGUUUCGUGCCCUUUUGUUGGUCCUCAUCUUUCUCUUUGUGGUUUCCUAUUGGCUUUUUUACGGGGUCCGCAUUUUGGACUCUCGGGACCGGAAUUACCAGGGCAUUGUGCAAUAUGCAGUCUCCCUCGUGGAUGCCCUCCUCUUCAUCCAUUACCUGGCCAUCGUCCUGCUGGAGCUCAGGCAGCUGCAGCCCAUGUUCACGCUGCAGGUGGUCCGCUCCACCGAUGGCGAGUCCCGCUUCUACAGCCUGGGACACCUGAGUAUCCAGCGAGCAGCAUUGGUGGUCCUAGAAAAUUACUACAAAGAUUUCACCAUCUAUAACCCAAACCUCCUAACAGCCUCCAAAUUCCGAGCAGCCAAGCAUAUGGCCGGGCUGAAAGUCUACAAUGUAGAUGGCCCCAGUAACAAUGCCACUGGCCAGUCCCGGGCCAUGAUUGCUGCAGCUGCUCGGCGCAGGGACUCAAGCCACAACGAGUUGUAUUAUGAAGAGGCUGAACAUGAACGGCGAGUAAAGAAGCGGAAAGCAAGGCUGGUGGUUGCAGUGGAAGAGGCCUUCAUCCACAUUCAGCGUCUCCAGGCUGAGGAGCAGCAGAAAGCCCCAGGGGAGGUGAUGGACCCUAGGGAGGCUGCCCAGGCCAUUUUCCCCUCCAUGGCCAGGGCUCUCCAGAAGUACCUGCGCACCACCCGGCAGCAGAACUACCACAGCAUGGAGAGCAUCCUGCAGCACCUGGCCUUCUGCAUCACCAACGGCAUGACCCCCAAGGCCUUCCUAGAACGGUACCUCAGCGCGGGCCCCACCCUGCAAUAUGACAAGGACCGCUGGCUCUCUACCCAGUGGAGGCUUGUCAGUGACGAGGCUGUGACUAAUGGAUUACGGGAUGGAAUUGUGUUCGUCCUUAAGUGCUUGGACUUCAGCCUCGUAGUCAAUGUGAAGAAAAUUCCAUUCAUCAUACUCUCUGAAGAGUUCAUAGACCCCAAAUCUCACAAAUUUGUCCUUCGCUUACAGUCUGAGACAUCAGUUUAAAAGUUCUAUAUUUGUGGCUUUAUUAAAAAAAAAAAAAGAAAAAUAUAUAGAGAGAUAUAUAUCUAUGCCAGAGGGGUGUCUUUUUAAAAAAUUCUUCUUCAUUGCUGACUGAAACUGGCAGAUGAUUGACCAGUAUCCUUUGACCAUCUGCACUUUAUUUGGAAGGAAGCAGGGGCUGUCCACCCUGAGAAAGAGUGACUGAUGACAUCUGACUUUUGUCGAUGGGACUUCUCAAGAAGCCGUUCCUUGGAGCUUCUGUUACAGCUGUAAACCAAAGUGGAGCUGGUGCUUCUUGGGAGCCUCGCCUUACAACUAGUUCCUGCCUUUCGUCCAGUACCAAGUCCCCUGUUGCUUCUGGUCAGCCCACUUGUAGACUUCCAGGGGACACAUCUUUAUUCUGUUUCAGGAAACCAGUCACGACACGUCCACAUAUGUAUUUGUGUAUGUUAAUGUCCAGUAUCACAUCACCCGUGAAAGUCAUGGGCAGUUCGGGAGAUACCUGCCUUCGUCUUUGUUCUUUAUUGCCUUAGGUUCUUCAGAGAAAGAUCACAACAAAAAAUGUACACUGUCGUUUACAGCUAUUAAGUGGUUUGAUUUUGUUUUUUUCCCAAAGAGAAAACCUACCUGCCCUGUUUCUGAUCCCACCCCUCUGCUGGCUUGAAGCAGGUAGCCCUUUCGCAGCCCUGCAGCUGCCCACCUGGCCUCCAUGCCAUCCUGCCCCCACCUGGCUGGCAGCCCUGGCUCUCCAUGUGUGCCCUCCGGCUCUGUGUGAAGCCUCAAGUCAGUCCCAGCAUUGUUUCCAUAGGGAAGUGUGGGGUGCCCAGCAGGUAAAGCACAGGGAGAGAGGGCAGUGGGAAUGCCACCUUUAGGCUGCAGCAGGAGCCCCACACUGCCCAGUUUUCCUCCCCACUGUUCUACACCAACCAGGGGAGACUAACACUGUGACUCUGGGAUUGGCAGGUGCAACUUGGAGCCACUUAAUUUCCUGGGGACGUAAGUUCUUCCCAAGCUUAGAGCAAGCUGCCCUGCCAAAGGAGACCAGACCAUGCCAACCACGCUGGCAACUGCUGCUGUCCAGUCCCUGUGUUUUCUGACCACCGUCACUGUGCAACUCAUCGCCUCUGCCACUUAGGACCAGGAAAGAGGCUGGUUUUGCUCCCACUCUUAGUUGCUGAUAAAGUGGGGAGAAGGAAAAUAGACACUCUACAGAGUUUGGGGAAGGGAGAGUAGGGAGCCCAUCUUCUUGUCCAGAAAGGUUCAUCUGUGGUCUGUCUGUUAAACACAGCUGAUUUCAGUGGGCUUUCCCCUGGCCCUGGGGGAGCAGACACUGACUGGGUUGUGGGCAGAGGAGCCAUCCUGGCAGAGCCCUGCUGCAGGGGAGCUCCUUCAGGACCCCCAUCCGGACCUCUUGCACUGGGCUGCCUUUGCCUGCAUUUGCCUUCCUGUAUCUGCAACAAACCUUUUAAAAGUGUUCACUCUUGCUUUUUCCAGUAUUUCGGUAAUCAGCCACCUUGCUGUAGUACAGGAUGACAUUGUCGAAUGCUCUUUGUAUGUGUGCACACCCCCUUACUCCCUUACAGCUUCAUGCACUCCACAAGUGGUACAGUAUUUUGUGUCAUUGUAAAAAUCAAAAUUGGCUUUGGAUCUUGUAAUACACCUGUACCUGAAAAAGUAAACAACAUUCUUCAAUUACCAGCCUUCAGCUUGAAAAGACAUGCUGGAGAAGAAGGAAGGGGGAACCCAUAGGUGUGGCAUGGAGCCAAGAUGUACUAUUCAACUAUGUGGUUCUGUUUAUAAAAAACACAUACCAUGGAACCAUGGUGCUUUUGUUCUUAGUUUUUGCCGUUAGAUCCCUUCAAACUGGAAGUUCCUUACAAUAUCUUUCUCAGGAAAUAUUUUGGGAGAUGGGGUAAGAGAUGGCAAGUGUGAGACGGGCUGUGUCAGAGGUUGCUACGUCAUGGAUACAGUGCAGUUCUAAGUGCCAUAAGUGUAUGUACAUAAUAAUGACACUGUUCAUCACCAUUCUACAAUACUGUUCUUCCAACCGUAUCUUCAAUGACCAGUCCAGAAGGGGUUAAGCUGGAUUCAUUUGCUCUGGCAUGUGCAUUCCCAGCAGGGUGAAGAAAGGUUUAAAUUAAAGAAUUUAUUUUCUCUCUCCCCCUUCCUCUUUCUCCCAGUCUUUGCAUAGGAGAAUGUUAGACAUUCAGAAAUUACUGUUUCUGUUUUAAAUUGAGUAUUGAUUUUUUUAUAUUGACUUUGUAUUGAGUUCUUUUUGAAAGAAUAACAAAAUAAAAUGCAGGAUCUUUGUAAA